This is a messenger RNA of Mesorhabditis spiculigera, 1278 nucleotides long. Lineage: Eukaryota; Metazoa; Nematoda; Chromadorea; Rhabditida; Rhabditidae. The record is from the annotation of a GenBank genome assembly.
AUGCCGCCUAUCGAAGAGCUAAAAUCACAAGCCGCCGACGGCAAUUUGACACGAAUCGCCGAGGGGAAGACAAAGGAGAUUUAUGGCAUCAAGGGCUCCGACGACCUCGUGCUCAUCAGAUCCAAGAAUCAGCUGACCGCCUUCAACGCUGCCCGAAAGGAUGAGCUGGAAGGGAAGGGAGCGAUUGCUUGCCGGACGACGACUAAUGUUUUUCAGUAUUUGCAAGCCUUGGGCAUGGAAACCCACUUCGUCGCCGGCAUCUCUGAGACCGAUUUUGUGGCCCGGCGCUGCGAGAUGAUCCCCAUCGAAUGGGUGGUGAGGAGGGUGGCCACUGGCUCGUUUUUGAAGAGGAAUCCCGGAGUGCCCCAGGGCUUUCGCUUCAACAACCUCAAGCUGGAGACGUUUUUCAAGGACGACGAAAACGACGACCCCCAGUAUUCUGAUGAGCAGAUUUUGACGUCCAAUUUCGUCGUGAACGGCCUGAAAAUCGGGCGUGAAGAAAUUGCGGUGCUGAAAAGGCAGACGAGCACGAUUUUCUUGGUAUUAGAAAAGGCCUGGGCCCUCUCCGACUGCCAGCUGAUCGACAUGAAGGUGGAAUUUGGAGUGGCCGCCGAUGGGAAGCUGGUGCUAGCUGAUGUUAUUGACAACGACGCGUGGCGCGUGUGGCCGGGUGGUGACAAGCGUCUGCAACUCGACAAACAGUUUUACAGAGACAUGACGGAGGUGACAUCAGAAGCUCUACAAGCCCUCGUUAAAAAUUACCAAAAAGUGGCGGAGCUGUCCGGGGACUGGGUGAGGGAGAAGCGGUGUCGUGCCCUCGUCAUCAUGGGGUCGGCUGCGGAUCGCGGAUUUUGCGAGAAAAUUGCGGAGAACCUGAAAAAGCUUGCCGUCACACCCGUCCUUCGCGUCUGCUCAGCGCACAAGGCCACCUCCGAGGUGCUCGAUCUUGUCGGCGAGUACGAGGGUGACGGUGUGCCCACCGUCGUCAUCGCCGUGGCGGGACGCUCAAACGGUUUGGGGCCGGUCAUUGCUGGAAAUUCGACGUUGCCGGUCAUAAAUGCACCGCCGGGAGGCCCAGAAUGGAUUGGACAGGACAUUUGGUCAUCUCUGCAUACUCCUUCAGGACUCGGCUGUACCACUGCCCUUGGCGCCGAUGAGGCCGCGCUAGCUGCCGCCAAAAUUCUGGCCCCACAUGACCACAUGGUGUACGGGACUGUACUCUGCACGCAGCUGCGCAAUUUCUGCACAAUUUAUAAAGGCGACAAGCAGCUGCUCGAG